GCGCGCUUGGCCUAUUAGCGCGUGCGCGCGCGGCCUGUAGCCUGGGCAGCGGCGGGAGCUGGAGCGGACGGAGGGAAGAAACGGCCGGGGGAACGAACGCAGCAGGAUGCCGAAUAAAAGCAAGAAGGACAAGGAGCCCAGCAAACCCGGCAAGAGUUCCAAGAGCGGCGGCAAGGAUGGCACAGAGAACGCGGAAGAGGUCCAACAGCAGCCAGCUCCAAACAAGCGGCCCAGUAACAGUGCUCCUCCUCAAACUCAGCUCAACAAGAUCAAGUAUUCUGGAGGACCACAGAUUGUAAAGAAAGAGAGACGUCAGAGUUCAUCCCGCUUCAACCUGGCUAAGAAUAGAGAGCUACAGAAACUGCCAGCACUUAAAGAUGCACAAGCCCACGAGAGAGAAGAGCUGUUUGUUCAGAAGUUACGACAAUGCUGUGUUCUUUUUGACUUUGUCUCUGACCCUCUCAGUGACCUUAAAUACAAAGAAGUGAAAAGAGCAGGUUUGAACGAGAUGGUGGAAUACAUAACCCACAACCGGGAUGUGAUCACAGAAGCUAUUUACCCAGAGGCUGUUAUUAUGUUUUCAAUAAACCUAUUCAGGACAUUGCCACCUUCAUCUAACCCCACCGGGGCUGAAUUUGAUCCUGAGGAAGAUGAGCCCACACUUGAGGCUGCAUGGCCACAUCUGCAGCUUGUCUAUGAAUUUUUCCUGCGAUUCCUUGAGUGUGCUGACUUCCAACCAAAUAUAGCCAAGAAGUAUGUCGACCAGAAAUUUGUCCUGUCGUUACUGGAAUUGUUUGAUAGUGAGGAUCCAAGGGAGAGAGAUUUCCUGAAGACAAUUCUUCAUAGAAUCUAUGGCAAGUUCCUGGGCUUGAGAGCUUACAUCCGGAGACAAAUCAAUAAUAUAUUUUACAGGUUUAUUUAUGAAACAGAACAUCAUAAUGGAAUUGCGGAGCUUCUAGAAAUUUUGGGCAGUAUAAUCAAUGGGUUUGCAUUACCUUUAAAGGAAGAGCAUAAAAUGUUCCUGAUCAGAGUGUUGUUGCCAUUGCACAAGGUGAAGAGUCUCAGUGUGUACCACCCACAGCUGGCCUAUUGUGUGGUGCAGUUCCUUGAGAAAGACAGCAGCCUUACAGAGCCAGUGAUCGUAGGUUUGCUCAAGUUCUGGCCCAAAACACACAGUCCAAAGGAAGUCAUGUUUCUGAAUGAACUGGAAGAAAUUCUAGAUGUCAUUGAACCCUCAGAGUUUGUGAAAGUAAUGGAGCCACUGUUCCGACAGCUUGCUAAGUGUGUUUCUAGCCCGCACUUCCAGGUGGCAGAGCGAGCUCUAUAUUAUUGGAACAAUGAAUACAUCAUGAGUUUGAUCAGUGACAAUGCUGCCAAAAUCCUCCCUAUAAUGUUCCCUGCACUCUACAAGAACUCUAAAAGUCACUGGAACAAGACAAUUCAUGGACUGAUUUACAAUGCAUUGAAGCUGUUCAUGGAGAUGAAUCAGAAGCUGUUUGAUGAUUGCACUCAACAGUACAAGGCAGAGAAACAGAAGGAGAAAUUUAAACUUAAAGAGCGUGAAGAGAUCUGGCAAAAGAUCGAACAUUUAGCCCAACAUAACCCUCAGUUUAACAUGUAUGUUGAGCCUUCAGAUAUCAACACUGUGCUGUCUAUGGAGACAGAGACUCCCACAGCUGAGGAUAUCCAGUUGUUGAAGAAGGCUGUGGAGACUGAGGCUGUCCAGGUGAAGAAGGACAUGAAGAAGGAGAAGACCCUGCUACGCCGGAAGUCAGACCUGCCCCAGGAUGUGUACACUAUAAAGGCCCUGGAAGCACACAAGCGGCCAGAAGAGUUCCUCAGCUCAAACCAGGAGGCUCUCUGACGUGCAGCAACUGCACACCCCCGUAACAAUCCCCUGGCACCAGGAUAUGAGCAGACACCGUCUGUCGUGUAAAGCAUAGAAUGAACUGUUGAUCAGUGUUUAUGUAAAGCUGUGUCCUUCCCUUUUGUAACCAACUUUUAUGUUUAUCCCCCUUUGCUGCUGUUUCUUGCCUGGUCUUAGACAGCUCUCCCAGUAUCUACCUUGAACGGUUUCUGUUUGCCCUGGAAGAGAGUUGGGUUGCUGUGGCUGACUGCAGACUCCAAGUACCUGAAGACAGUGGAACACAGCCACUGCAUGUUACUGAGAGAGAGCGUCAACUUGUCCAGUCUUGGGCCUGCAUUGUCCACUGUCAGAUGGCUCUGACCAUUGUCCAGCCUGCACUGUCCCAAGUGACUGUGGUCUUUCUGUUCAUGGACCAGUCAGCUGGUCACCUCUGAGCUUUAUUGUGAUCUCAGUAGCCAGUUCACCCUUGAAGAGGGGAGCUGUUAUCGUGGCAAUUAAAAUCACUGUGACGGAUGAGCCUAGAUUUGUACAGUGGGUACUGAGCGCCUGGCAGGGCCGGGCGCUCUUGGAAUCUCUGCUUUGGUUUCCUCUAGGCACUGGGUGUGAGGUUGAGUUACUUAGCCAUUGUACGUGUCACUCCGUCCCUGCCAAACACUGCACUUUCUGGAACAGUAAGCGGGCAAUUUCCUGUCUUUCUAUCUGAUCUCAGCCCAGCUGAUGUAUGCCUACCAGGCAUAAAAGUGACUUUCAGUUUAGUCAUUUUGCAUCCCUUCCCCACCAUCAGGUGGUGCAGCUAAUCUGGCAUUAGCCUCUCUGAAUGGUGAGUGGUUUCACUUGUAAAAUCGACAUUUUUUGACCCCUGAAUUUGGGUCCAUUUUCCUGUAAUUUGUGGCUUUCCCUGUUGUGUGUGUUUUGAACCUUUGUGGAAUCACAACCGUGUGACAUUCUAUGAAUGAUGGAUAUAUGAAAUAGCUCAGUAUAGGACAGAAACUUCCUUCCUGCAGUACGGUACUGUCACGAGAUCAGACUGGCCCCUAACAAGAGUGAAUAGCAUGGGGAGGAGGGGGUUAAAUGUCACAUUUUAAUGACUGGUCCUGAUUUUGUAGAUCAUGUAGCAUUACAUUGAAGGCCAAGUUUCUGUGGAGCUAUAGUGCACUACCCAUCCUAUAACCAAACAAAAAUGGCUUUGGUAUUACCAUUUCUUUUAACAGAUUCAUGUAAAGUAUUAAGUGAAAAGACCAUUUCAUUAAGUACCUAUAAGCCCCCAUAUGAAGCAGAGAAGACAUGGUCGGUGCUGAGUUCCCAAGCUCGUUCAACUUUGAAAAUCCAGGUACUUUACAAAGAGUGAGAAGGGCAGUUGACUUCAUCCACAAUAGUAUUUAGGAAGGUGUUUUCUAAAUACUGUUUAUAUGUGUAGCCAAUAAAAGUGGAGUGUAUGCUUCAGCUGCUAAAACCGAAUGGAGUUGUGGUUUAUUUUUGGAGAGGUUGUGGCCAGAGGGGAUUUGGAGUCCUCUACAGAUCCCUUGCCCAAGGAUGGAUAUCCGUAAUUUAUUUUCCUUUGCACUUCUACUCACUGAGUCCAGAGUUCCACAGACAGUGACGAGCUGGUGGGUGGCAGCAGUUUGUCUUCACAUUUUUUGCCAGGUGAACAAAAACCAGGUAUUUUUCUCAUCCGUGCCCUGGACAAGCCUGUAUCACAAGUAGUGAUAGUUUCACAGUAAUUCACUUUAGCAAAACAAAUACACUCACCUUUUUGGUGUUGGGUUGGCAGCUACUCUAACCCUGACCUUGGCAGUUUCUCACCCGUUUCUUCAUUCAGUGUACAGAAUGUUUAUUAAAAUCCAAACUGAGAUCCUUGUUUUGCCAAGAAUGUAUUCAUGCUGACCCCAAUAUCCACUUGAGGACUUUGCUCGGCUCCCCAGUGAUACAAAAUCCUUGAAGCAACUAAGUCACCUAGAUGUGGGUUCCAGGCCUACACAGAUUAGAGCGUGGUUGAGGCUGGUGUUUUGGUGAGCUUGUUCAUUAAUCAUGGAGUGGAGAGGAAGAUAUGGUACAGGGGAUGUUCUGCAGUAUUUAUUGUUGGAUGAUAUAUCCAGCCUCAGCUGCCCACUUGGAUGAC
This is a messenger RNA of Mobula hypostoma (lesser devil ray), 3986 nucleotides long. RefSeq names its product protein phosphatase 2, regulatory subunit B', delta (gene ppp2r5d). The transcript is spliced from 16 exons. Gene Ontology annotation, molecular function: protein phosphatase activator activity. The coding region runs from base 107 to 1864 and encodes 585 amino acids. Lineage: Eukaryota; Metazoa; Chordata; Chondrichthyes; Myliobatiformes; Myliobatidae. Gene Ontology annotation, biological process: protein dephosphorylation; signal transduction. Gene Ontology annotation, cellular component: protein phosphatase type 2A complex; cytosol; nucleus. The record is from RefSeq and is a predicted model, not a curated record.